Haliaeetus leucocephalus (bald eagle) is the source of this 3784-nucleotide messenger RNA. RefSeq names its product family with sequence similarity 161, member B (gene FAM161B). NCBI's taxonomy places the organism in Eukaryota, Metazoa, Chordata, Aves, Accipitriformes, Accipitridae. The transcript is spliced from 8 exons. The record is from RefSeq and is a predicted model, not a curated record. Gene Ontology annotation, cellular component: cilium. Gene Ontology annotation, biological process: cilium organization. Bases 168 to 1838 code for a protein of 556 amino acids.
CGAGGCCGGGCCUGGAGUUUGGGGUCGCACCCCCGAAACGACCCACUUCUUCAUUUUUUUAAUUUUUGUUUUCCCCCUUCCAGGUGACACGACAUCCCCUCAGGCUGUAACGGAACAACUCCUGCGUCUCCUGCCACCGGCCGAGGAGCUGGGAGCGGCUUCUCGGGAUGGGAGGCCGGAGGUCUCCGUUAGAACUGGGCUUAGCCUACCAGGCAAAGUUAAAGGGUGACGACCUCGGGGUAUCCGAAGAGGACGAGGAGCUCGAGGGUUUCAGGCGGGAGGCGGCAGUCCUGCGUGAGAAGCUGUGGGAGGCUCUCAGUCGUACAUCUGGUAACAAAAGGCAGUCCAGUUCUUUGAUCGACCUCACCUCUGACAGUACCUGGGAUCAGCAAAAGCCUCACUUGUUUCCUAAAUCCCACCCGAGGCCCAAAAGCGCUUCAUCUCCCUGGAUUCCUUCCAUCACCAUCCCUCAGCCUUUCGAAAUGACACUGCGGGAAGCUCGCAAAAAGUCCCAGUUGAUGAAGUCAUGUGUGUUUCUUGAACUAGACAAACAGAGAGACAAAAGGCAAAGCCAGGAUGAAGCUGAAUGUCAGAAGCAAUUCCGGGCACAACCUGUACCUGCCCAUGUGUUUCUGCCCCUUUAUCAGGAAAUAAUGGAGCAGAAUGAGAUUCGCAGGCAAAUAGCAACACAGAAGAGAAAAGAGCUGCUACUUUCAACCCAACGGCCCUUCAGUUUCCUGGAGAAGGAGGAGAAAAAGAAAGAAGCAAUCAGACAAAAGUUCCUGGCAGCAGCAGCCCCAAAUGAGAGCUCCAAACAGAAGCAAGCCACUAAAAAAGUUCCUAAAUCUACUUAUGACCCACUUCUUGGAGAUAAACUCAAAGAAGCUGAACUCUACAGAGAAAUCCGCAUUCAAAUGAGAGCGAAGGAUUUGCUUGAGAGCUCUGUAGCUCCUAUAGAUACGAGCAACUGUCGGAGGGAGCCUCAGUUCCGAACUGCCACUAAAACUAAGCAGGAAAGACUUGGCUUCUUGCAGGACAAAAGUUUCAGCUUCAAGCCAAGGAUUAAUCCAACAAUACCGGAUUUUGAAGGACUUUACUGGGCAUUUCAGAGGGAAGCAGUAAGGAGACAAGAAAUCAAAGAGGCAACUCGUAAUAAGCCAUUCAAGCUAAGAACCUCCAAUCUCCAUGGCAGGCAGAGGCAGGCUAAUGAAAAGAUAAAGGAUUCUCAUCAACUUUCCAAGGUUUCAGUACAAAAAAGUCAUUCUCUGACCGGAGUUUCCUCUCUCUCUUCCAACACUCUUCCAGUGCAUAUUACAGAUGCAACUAGAAAAAGGGAAUCUGCUAUUAGAUACUCCCAAGAUAACAAAAAGGAAGGGGACAAAGAAGGAAUUUAUUGGCUGGAGAAACAGAAAAAGAAAUGUCAAGCUAUCCGAAAGUCAGUGAACAGCCGAGCAAAAGCCCUGGAUCCACAUAAAAGUUUGGAGGAAACGCACAAGGAGAAGUUCAAGCAGAACUGGCAAAACAUGAGAGAGAGAACAAAGGAAUACAGAAAGGAGCUGGAAGAAAUGCAGCUGCGAGUCAAGAAUAGACCAUACCUCUUUGAACAGGUCACCAAGCACGAUGCUCGUCAAGGAGCAGAGCGUCGCUACAGACACACCCUCCAGCAGGUUGGGCUAAGCGAAGAAUUUGUAAGGAAAAAAGGGAAAGAUGCCACUGACUUGCUGGACGAAGAAUCUGAUGUUCACAGAGCACUCAAGCCUCAGGGUGAAAAGGACAACUGUACUGUACAGGAAGGAGAACCUCAAGAGGAACAGAGCGGAAAGGAAAUGGCAACAUAAGAUCUAGCAGAAGAAUCUAUUGAUCAUCUCUUGAUUAUUUAAUUCAAGAUUCUCCACAUUAAUCCUCAGGAACUUUAUGGUUUAGGCUGACACUUAAGAAUUGCUCUGGGUUAAGUGAGAUGUAAGAACUUAGUAAAGGAAAAAAAGACCAGCUGUUGUUUAGAGCAUGUCUUGUCCAACCCAGCAAACCCUGCAGCCUCCCUUAGUGUUCACAAGUGUUCCUCAUGUCAGCCAUUUCCCUUUCUUUAAUGGGCAACAAAACAAGUUAAAAAGGUUGAAGCACUAUCUUCGGAUAAAAGUAGGCAUGAAAGACUGAAGAGGUGCAUCCUCUCUGUUAGCUCCUUGCAUUCAUGCCACAGAAGCACACAGAAAGGGGAGAAUACCUUUCAGUGUGUUAAACCUUGGUUUAACAUGUGGUAGAAUGCUUUUAAACAAGGUAUUUCUAAAAAAACAAAGAGCAGAAUUUGACCUACCUUGGGAGAAGACUCAGAGAAGUCCUUCUCUGGUGUCAACUCUUCAUUCGUUCAUUCCCAGCUCUGCUCCUUCCUCCCAUUAGGAAGAAGCAAUAGUCUUUCUAUAUUAAAAAAUCUCCCGUAUUUCAUUAUUUGAAACUGUUUUAACAUCUUACCAAUUUAGGUCAUUAAUUUGGCCUGAAAAACAACUGAAAUUAUGAAGAGGGUUGUAAUUAAACAAUGCAUUGCUUUGGAUUGCUGUUAUCCUAAUUCUACUAUUGCUGUGAUAUCAAAGAUGGACUUUGGUGGAAGAAAUAUUAGGUGUUACCUGUCAGCAUGUUGCACUCAAAUGCCUGGCGCAUCUUGAAUGGUAUAGUUCACACAUUAGUGGUUUUCCUUUACCUGACAGUAACAACAAUCUAAAAAAUACAAACCCUUACCACCUGGAAUGUUUUCUGAGAAUUAUGACAUCAAAGCACUGUGAGAUUAAAAAAUUUUUAAAUCGCUAUCAUGUUUCUGCAUCGUCCAAUUUCUUUAUCAAUCAUCUUUUCCUCACUUUUUAAAUAGCUGCUGUGUCUCUUUUCACCUGUGUCACCUCAAUCCAUUUCUCCUUACACUGUAACAACAAAACCUCAUCAUCAAAUCAGAAAUACAGUACCUGUUAAGAGCUACCACAUUAGAUAAAGAUAUAAAACUGAGAUAAUGACAUUUUUAAUCAUAAGUACCAGAUCCAGGAAUUUAUGGCCCUGUGGUUUUAGGCUGCUCUAUUACACUUCCACAGAGAUCAAUACAUAGCUGAAUGCAUUGGGCUGCAGCAGUCCUCCUUACCGACUCAAUCUCCACACUGAGAAAACACUUAAGCACAUGGGAGGGUUCAAGGAAGGCUGUUAUCAGUGUGCCAGUUUCUAUGUAAGUUUAAUUGUGCAGGACACACAAAGGCUCUUCUUUCUCCUGUAUCCCCUGGAGAAAAGCAGUAAUGUAAUCAUAUUGUCACCAUGCCUUGUCACAUUGAAAGAAGAAGGAAAGAAGAUUUCUUCCAUGCCCGAGGUCUGUGGUCUAAAGCCCAUUGGGCUUGUAUGGAUAUAUCUGGAGCACUGGAAGUGAAAUUUUAAAACAUACAUUUUAAGGGUUAUUUACUAAAAUUGGUUGCUAAUUUCCAUAGUAAUACUUGAUGAUGCUAGAAAAAAAAAAAAUUCCAAGUAUGUGAAGUGUAAAGGAAAAGCUUAAGAAAGGAGGAACAAAGGCUUGACUUUAAAUUAAUAUAGGAUGUUAUGCCAUAUUCCUUUAACAAAUACUAAGGUGACAUGCAUGAAUACAGUAACAGAUAAAUCGAAGUCUUAAUAUUGGUCCCUAAACAGAAAUUGCUGAAAUGGUGAGGAAAGUAAAAGCAUCAGACUAAGUAACUGAAACUCACUAGCACCUUUCUGCCAAACAAAGUGUUUUUCUGAAAGUAGGAUUACACUUCUGUAAUCCUAAAAGAGAUUUGUAAUCUCU